Molecule: messenger RNA, 3222 nt
Organism: Malus domestica (apple)
Lineage: Eukaryota; Viridiplantae; Streptophyta; Magnoliopsida; Rosales; Rosaceae
Product: wall-associated receptor kinase-like 22
Biological process (GO): protein phosphorylation; cell surface receptor signaling pathway
Cellular component (GO): plasma membrane
Molecular function (GO): ATP binding; protein serine/threonine kinase activity; calcium ion binding
Source: RefSeq, a predicted model, not a curated record
AAGACAAAGAGGUGACUAAAGAGAGGAAGAAAGAAUCAAAAAUGGACACCGUCGGCCGGUUUCUACUUCAUAUUACUUUGUUCUUGUGGUCUAUGACUGCGGUAGAAAUAGCAGCAACAUUAAUAGCACCCGUAUCAAUGCCUGGUUGUCCAUCGUAUUGUGGUCAAGUCGAUCAAAUCCCGUAUCCUUUUGGAAUUGGAACCGGUUGUUACCUUGAUGAUUGGUUCCAAAUAAUCUGCGACAACUCCACCAGCCCUCCAAAACCUUUCUUGAACUCUACCGGUCUAGAGGUGCUCGAAAUCAAUAUUGAAGGCACACUAAAGGUGGCGAGCCCUGUUACCUUCUCCAAUUGUAGUCACAAGCCAUCAGGCCGCCAGACAGCAAACUUAGAGGGAAGCCCUUUUGUGUUCUCCCAGAAGAACAGAUUCACUUCAAUGAGUUGUGGAGGAAUUGGCUUGAUGACAUCCUUAUCCGGAUCAACAAUUGGAGGCUGCUUGUCCAUAUGCGACGAUACUAGUAAUGCUUUAAGAAAUAACAGUUGCAGUGGGCUGAAUUGCUGCCAGACCACCAUUCCUUCAUCUCUUAGCACCUUCCGUACUAGUUUCGGUGAAAUAACAAAUGCGGAGAGAGCAAAAUUAUGCAAGUAUGCUUUCCUAGUAGACCAAGAUUGGUUUACAUCAGAUUCAACUAAUAUUUCAGACAUUGGUCACAUGGACAAUGUCCCUAUAGUUCUGGAAUGGAAGUUUUUUAGCAAUACGACUUUCAAUAUAAAUGGAACGACAAAUUUGACAGAUAUUGAUAAGAACAUGGAUUGCUCCGGUGAUAAUUGCUUCUGCUCAAAGGGCUUCCAAGGAAACCCCUAUCUUCUUCAUGGAUGUGAAGAUAUCGAUGAAUGUGAGGAUCCAGUCCACUUCAACAGAUGCAUUCCCGGCAUUUGUAUUAAUUAUCCCGGGAGGUAUCAGUGUGUAUUCCCCGAUCCACGACAGUCACGAGUUAAGCUGGCCAUUAUAGUUCCCAUCAGUGUUCUUGGACUAUUGUUUCUACUAGUUGGUGCAUGGUGGCUGCGCAAAGUCAUAAAGAAAAGAAAAAAUACUAAACGCAAAGAGAAGUUUUUUAAGCAGAAUGGUGGUCUAUUGUUGAAACAACAAUUAUCUUCAGGUGAAGUCAAUGUUGAGAAGAUUAAGUUGUUCAAUUCCAAGGAGUUAGAGAAAGCCACAGACAAUUUUAGUGCAGACAGAAUUCUUGGUCAGGGAGGCCAAGGUACUGUUUAUAAAGGAAUGCUGGCGGACGGAAGAAUAGUUGCUGUCAAGAAAUCGAAAAUAGUUGCUGGAGGUGAAGUUGGGCAGUUCAUUAAUGAAAUUGUCAUUCUUUCACAAAUUUCCCACAGGAAUGUGGUUAAACUAUUGGGGUGUUGUUUAGAGACCGAAGUUCCCCUUUUGGUUUAUGAAUUCAUACUCAAUGGAACACUUUCUCAGUAUAUUCACCACCAAAAUGAAGAGUUCCCCCUCACAUGGGAAAUGAGGUUGCGAGUUUCCAUCGAAGUUGCAGGAGCUCUUUCCUACUUACAUUCAGCAGCUUCCUUUCCCAUUUACCACCGCGACAUCAAGUCUUCUAACAUACUCUUGGAUGAAAAAUACAGAGCCAAAGUAGCAGACUUUGGGACUUCAAGAUCAGUUGCCAUUGAUCAAACUCACCUUACAACACGAGUACAUGGAACAUUUGGUUAUCUGGACCCAGAGUACUUCCAAUCUAGCAAAUUUACAGAGAAGAGUGAUGUUUAUAGCUUUGGAGUGGUCCUUGCGGAGCUCUUGACAGGAGAAAAACCAGUUUCAGUUUUGAGUUCGCAAGAAAGCAGAAGCCUAGCAACUUAUUUUCUUCUUUCUAUGGAGGAGAAUCGUCUAUUUGAUAUUCUUCAUGCUCGAGUAAUGAAGGAGGCUGGGAAAGACAAGAUUAUGGCAGUUGCUAACCUUGCACAGAGGUGCUUGAAUUUGAAUGGGAAGAAACGACCCACCAUGAAAGAAGUAGCAGCGGAGUUGGAGGCAAUUCAAUUGUCAGUUAAAUUUUCUAAUGUGCAACAAAAGUUUGCAGAAGUUCAUUAUGUUCGAAGUGAAAUAACCGAGCCCUGGGAUGUUGUUUCUAUAUCAACAGCUUCUUGUAUGGAUAGUGGCACAGGCUCUUCAUUGGAUGUACAACCACUAUUGUCCUUCAAGUCAUUCUGAGGAAUAAUUUCAACUUUCCAUCCCCUUUCUUAUAUGAAUCUUUCACAUUGUAACAUCUUUUUUGUUUCGAAUAUUUUGAGCUUGAUUGUGCAGUAUGGUAGUUUGGAGGUUAAUUUAAGGUGCGGCAACUGGAAGUGGAUAGCAAUCCGUUGUGGCUUAUGUCAACCUAGCUUGUUAAUAUAUAAUUCGUGUUCCCAUAGUAUCAGAUGUGUUCUUCACUUUGAAACUGGUAUGGGAGUGGCAGUAAGUUCAACCUCUCCUAUUCUCUAGGUUGUUACUGCAUAAUGUUUCACCCAUGUCACCGGCCAAAACAUCCCCUUUUUAGGUGAGAAAGCCCAUCGGUGAAGCACAGAACAAACACAGAGAAUGCUAGAACAUCCUAGAACUGUGCGGUCCCCGCUGUCGCCGGAAAUCUCCAACGCCACCAUCACCACCAUCACCUGCUGCCCAGCGAACCAACCAAUCAAAACCCUGGUGAUGAAGGAAACCAUUACACCAGCGCCCUGCAAACAACACCACAAAAUCCACUCCCACAAAACCAAGGAACCCGAUGGGAAAACACAACCCAUCAGAGAGAGCACCAAGAAAGGCAAAGACGAGGAAGGAGGUGGUGCGAACACCCGAGCAAGAGCUCUACUCACCUUCCAAUAAAGCCGCGACACACCGCGGUAAGAAGAUGGGAGUGCAGAUCGUGGUUGCUUGAGGGAGGGGGCGAAGUGGUCUGAGAAGGAGGGACGGAAACGAAGGGGGAAGAGACGGAGAUGGAAGGAGCGAAAGGGAAUCGGAAUGUGGGGCUCAGAUUGGGGAAAUGGACAGGAAGAGGGGAUGGAGAACAAGAGAUCGGGAACAAAAGCAGGGAAAAACGCAGGUAGGAGAAAAGAAAAAGAAAAGGAAACAGGGGGUUGUAUGGGUUUUAAAACCGGCUUGAGGAGAUCCGCAAACGAAGAAAACUCAAACAUAUUGCAAUUUUUGUAUUUAAUUUUACAAAUGUACAAAUCAAAUU